Microthlaspi erraticum is the source of this 726-nucleotide messenger RNA. NCBI's taxonomy places the organism in Eukaryota, Viridiplantae, Streptophyta, Magnoliopsida, Brassicales, Brassicaceae. The record is from the annotation of a GenBank genome assembly.
AUGCUCAUAGUUGGCACGACCCUGAUGGCCGAGCAAAACCUCUCCACGCUCGACCAUGUCCUCUCGAGUCGCCCAACACACCAUCCCAUCUCAUUCCAUCUGCAUCUCACCAUCCCACCUCACCACACUUGCAUUCCAUACUCCACCAUCCACUGCAUAACCAUUCUUCAAAACCAAAUCAGCAAAGACUGGUCCAGACGGCUUCAAACCGAGAACGCGUCCAGACCGCGGAACGGCCGACCGAGGAACAUCGUACCACGAGCGGCGUCCGGACACACCGUCAUCCGCCCUGAACGCACGGCCGAGCUCACGUACCGACCCGGGAAGCAUCAACCCGCGGUCGACCAUCCGAAGUCUCGACUUAGGCCGCGCACGACCGCACCGCGCGAACAGGGAGGCAUCGCCUCACGACCGUGCGCACAACCGUGCCACACGCACGACCCAUCCGUCCGAUCAGGAAGGCUCGUCUCACGUCCGGCCGAACCUUCGACCAAAUCAUCCGUCCGGCCGAACCCGACGAACGAACGAAAAUCUCUCGGCCACGAUCGACCCGACCGUGCCGAUAGCCGAUCACACCCGAUAGCCGGCCGAACGUCCCGACCGACCUCCGAACGGUCCGGUCGACCCGAAGCCGUUUUUGAAGCCCGUUUCACACGUUUCAAGCCCAAUUACAUGGCCGACUUAUUAGACCUAGGUCUAGCCGCUCUUCAACUUAGAGCAAUAUAA